AUGGCGAAAUGGGAGUUUUUGAUUUUCGUUGCUUUCUCUGCGAUAGUAUGUUGCACGGAAGUUGAAGAUAGUGAACAAAAGAAGAGAGGCGUUGGUAAAGGCACUAGUUUGAAUUCCUUAACAUCAGGAGCCCAAAAACAAGACUACACCUAUAGUAUUUACUCGUCUAAUCCUAGUUCGCAGAGUUCAUCAAGUUCAUCAUAUCAGCCCCAAGCUCCGAGCUCGUUCUACCCAAGUCAAACGGCUAACCAGUAUUAUUCGUCACCAAAUACGCAGUUUGAUACGCCGUCCUAUUCACAACAACAGCAACCGCAAUUAAAUUUAUCACCACCAUCUACUACAUCGCAAUUCGCACCGCUAAACUUUGUACCAAACCCUGGGUAUCAAGCUAAGUAUCAGAUAAUUCCUUCCAAAUCAAACGGGAAUAUUCAACUGGCUAUUUACCAACAGCCGGGUAAUUAUCCAGUUCAGCAAGUUGUGCCUUAUUCCCCGCAGUUAUUUUCGUCAAAUCCUUCUCAAGUAAAUUCUCACCAAGGUUAUAAUAUUCCGCAACCCCAGGGACAGUUCAAUGUUGCUCCAAAUUACCACCAGGUGCCUCUAGGCGGCUCGUAUUUAGGACAGCCAUCUGCUAUGCUGUUAUUUGCACAGCCUAAUUUGAAUCAACUUUACAAUAAUCUCGUAUAUCCUAAUCCCGUUCAAAGUUUCUAUAACUAUUAUCCUUCAAACACUCAAAGCAAGUAUAACGUCCAGUACGUUCCACAAGGAUCUUCUGCUGAAUAUGAAAAGUUACAAGGACCUGUUGGGCAAAACAUUCCAAGGGAAGACAACGAUAUUACUCAUAAUAAUGAAUAUACUUUAACCUCCGAUUCCAGUUCCAGUUAUAAAAACGCAUACUCGGCUAGUCGUAAUUCUUAA
Molecule: messenger RNA, 915 nt
Organism: Arctia plantaginis
Lineage: Eukaryota; Metazoa; Arthropoda; Insecta; Lepidoptera; Erebidae
Source: the annotation of a GenBank genome assembly